Emiliania huxleyi CCMP1516 is the source of this 900-nucleotide messenger RNA. RefSeq lists its product as hypothetical. Lineage: Eukaryota; Haptophyta; Isochrysidales; Noelaerhabdaceae. The record is from RefSeq and is a predicted model, not a curated record. The transcript has 6 exons. Gene Ontology annotation, biological process: protein phosphorylation. Gene Ontology annotation, molecular function: protein kinase activity; ATP binding. Bases 1 to 900 code for a protein of 299 amino acids.
AUGCGCCAAUGCUCCAACAGCGACAGCAACAGCGACAGCGACAGCGACAGCGACAGCGACAGCGACAACUGCGUCGGUAAUAAGCUGAUGGCUAAGUUUCAGAACAGCGCCGGGAGCCUCGUCGAGGGCUCUGAUGCGGGGAAGCCGAGUGCGCUGAGCGCGUCGUCGCUCAAGCUGCGCGCGCAAGCGGUGCGGCUCGGGCUGCCGCCGCAGCUGCUCGUCGCGCCCUGCUCCGAGAGGGUCGAGAUUGACCUGCUCGAGGACACGGUUCCGCUCGGCAGCGGCGAGUUCUGCACCGCCCACUCGGCGAGACUGCGGGGGGAGCGAGUCGCGCUCAAGAUGCUGCGGCCUGCGCGCGAGUCGUCCGAGCUCGCGAUCUCGGACCUCCGCAGGGAGAUCGCCGUCCUGUCCCAGAUGUGCCAAAACGGCGGCGGACACCCGAACAUUGCGCGCGCGGCUUGCGCGGUCUGCCCCUCCUCUGCACCGCCUCUGAAGUUGACGCACUUGGCAGGCCGCAUCGUCCUCGCCGACUUCGGGCUGCUCAAGAUCUGGAAGCGGGGCGAGGACGACACAGAGCGGCGCCAGCUGACCGGCCUGACCGGCCCCCUCCCGCUGCGCUCGCUCCGGUACAUGGCGCCCGAGGUUGCCCUCUCGCAGCCGUACAACCACAAGGCGGAGGUCUUCUCCUUCACCUCGCUGCUCUACCAUGUCCUCUCCCUCGAGAAGCCGUUCGCCGCCAUGGACGCAAAGGCUUUCGUCACCGAGGCGUGCGCCGCAAAGGGAAACCGCCGCUCGGCGUGGCCGGCGAAGCUCCGCCGCCUGAUGACGGAGGGUUGGGCCGCCGACCCGACCGACCGACCCGACUUCGAGGAGGCCGUGCGCGUGCUCGAGGCGCUCUGA